Boleophthalmus pectinirostris (great blue-spotted mudskipper) is the source of this 11437-nucleotide messenger RNA. It is a transcript of the gene ash1l, whose product is annotated as ash1 (absent, small, or homeotic)-like (Drosophila). The record is from RefSeq and is a predicted model, not a curated record. NCBI's taxonomy places the organism in Eukaryota, Metazoa, Chordata, Actinopteri, Gobiiformes, Gobiidae. The coding region runs from base 537 to 9014 and encodes 2825 amino acids. Gene Ontology annotation, molecular function: chromatin binding; protein binding; histone methyltransferase activity. Gene Ontology annotation, cellular component: nucleus. The transcript is spliced from 26 exons.
UCCUCCGCUUCCCUCCCCUCCCUCCUCGGCUGUGGGACUGCCUGAAUGCCCGUGCUGCUGCUGUACGUACUGACACAUACGGGCUGGAGCAGACAUGGAGGCCCGAUUAACCAGAGACGCCUGUGCCUGCGCGACUGACAGAACCAGGCCCAGCUAACCCCGUGUCCGAGUGGGAUUUUUGGACCAUUUGUGGAUUUAUUACGGAUACAAAUCGCCAAUAAAGAUACGGGAUUAUUGCAUCGAGGGGCGAGAUAUAGAAGGAGAUCCAUUUCGGGUCUGUGUUGAUUCAACGCAGCCGCCAUUUUGUUGACACGCUUUGCAGAAAAAUGUGCCCACCACGUUGAUGCACGCAUUCAAGACACGGCCAGAUAAUGUGAACACCGUUUUCUAUCAGUUAUAAAGUUGAAGGACGGAGACGAAGGGCUGAGAGAAGUCACCUCAGAUUUACCCCCUCCUCCUCUUCCCCUCCCAGCCCUCUAAACUCCACAACAAACUCUCACCCUAUCCUCUCCCUGGGACUCCGCAGCAACCUUUCAAUGGAUCAAAAAAUGCAAGGGGCAAGCGCUUCUCCAGCCGGGGAGCGAGAGAAGGAAGGAGGAGGUGGUAAGAAGGAAGAAGACGAGGAGAAAAACAAAGAUGGCGGAGGUGCGACUGGAGCAGGUGGGACAGGAGACGACCCAUCUUUCUCUGUUAAAGAAAGUGGUUUGUCCGACGGAAAUCUCAAACUGAAAAUUGGCCUCCAAGCCAAACGCAUGAAGAAGCCCCCUAAAAGCCUGGAAAAUUACGUUUGCCGCCCAGCUUUCAGGGCAACAGUCCGUCACACACCGCGUAGUGGAGGUAACUCAAAAUCCAAAAGUGCGGCAUCGUCUACAGGAGAUGGAGCGAGCCAAACUAAGACUCCUGCAGCUCAAUCCAAGGACAAAGAGAAGAGAGAGAAGAGCCCUUCAGUCAACAACAAUAAAACAUCUUCAGUUAAUAAAUUGACCUCCUCUUCGACCCCAGCAGCAGCUAAAGCACCUACGCCUCCACCCUCCGCACCUUCACCUGCUACAACCAACACUCCUGCACCUACCCAAGUAAACGGAAACGCUCCAACUAAAAAGGGGACACCAAAGACGGAUGGCAAGUCUGAUUCAAAGUCGGACUCAAAGUCAGCCAACACCACAUCAGAGCGGCCCCUGAAUCUCCACCGGCCUCCUCCGGACAGCAAAACGCAUUCAACUGGAAAGAAAACCUCCACUUCACAAUCAAAUGCACGGACAUCUUCACCUUCUCCACCCGUUAAUUCAUCUAAAGAACCUAGCUUUGAUAGUGUAAAGCCCCCUCAGUAUACAUACAGUGCAGCCCCGAAAGCCAGUGAGGACAAAAAUGGACAAAACUGGGGAGCACCUACAGUGACUGAAAAGUUAGCUCAACUUAUAGCAACACGCCCACCCACUAAGACCCCCAAACCUGCCAAAUCUGCAAAAACAGACCCUUCUCCUCCUGCUCCUCCGGUCCCCAGUUCAGGCUUCAUGGCGCCUACUGCAAAACAGCGAGAUCGGGCAUUGGCCAACAGAAACACAUACUCACGAAUGGUUCACCUUUCACCGCCGCCUCCUGUGUCUCGGCCCCCUGGUAGGCCGUAUGGGUCAAAAAGCAAAGAUAACAUGGACAGUUCAUGUCCUGUUCCAGCUCAGAGGAAAGAGGAGAGCGAUGGAUCUGUGAAAACAAGUAGUAAUAACAACAACAGUAGCAACAGCAGCAGCCGCAGCAACAGUCCAGCUCUGAGCUUCAGUAACAACCGACUCUCAGCCAUUUCAAAGGAGAGCAAGAGUGACAGUGGGAGCGCUAAGUCACGUUCAGCACACUCCUCUCCACAUAGGACCCCUUCACUGUCCAGUACCAUUUCACCCAACAUCCCCACCACAGAGCAGAGGGCUGUGAGUCACCUCAGCCCAGCCUCAUCCCAAGGUCAACACGGCCGGGACAGUCCGUCUGUGACCGAGGAAACAAGUGCAAAAGAACAUGAAAAAGACUGCCCCAGAGACCUCACCAAAUGCCCACUUUCAACAGCCUCAGGAAAGCCAGAUGGAAAAGAGAAAGGAGCCACUCAUCAGUCACUGCAGGCUGAACGAGGGAAGAGCUCUAGUCCCAGUAAACGUAGUCCUAAUCGGGACAGUGGGAGACCAGGCCGAAACAGUAGCCCCCCUGAGCCUGUGAGACAGAGGGCACCUUCUCCAGAGCCAGACGACGAUGGACCCCCCACACCCCUCAGAGAUGACUCUGCAGACUCCUCCAUAGACUCCCCCUCAGAGCAGGACAGCAAACCCCUGAAGAAACGCAGGGGCAGAAAACCACGCAACAAAACUGACAGUGAGAGCAGCCACCGGAGCUCAUUAGACCAGGACAAAAGUAGCCGUCACUCAUCUCCAAGUGCAGAGUCUCCGCUACCUGUUAAACGGCCGGUGGGCCGGCCUCCCAACCCGAAUAAGGUCAGGUCCACUUCUUUGUCUCACAGUGACAUGUCAGGCCUAUACACUCAGCAGCCCAGAAAACGUGGUAGACCAAAGUCUAAAAUGCCAACACUAGACGCCCCCUCUCGAGGGAGACCCCCAAAUAAGUUUACCCCCUCUAAAGUUUUCCCAUCUUUCAUGAAGUCCAAGGAGGAACAGGAUCCCCCUGUUCUUCACCCAGAGGUGGAUCUGAAUCCCCCUCAGCCUAUGCCUAGAAAACGAGGGCGACCCAAGCGCCUCCCCCCCACUCUACCACAAGAGGGCCAGCCCCCCACGCUGGCCCCAGAAGCAGGAGAGAGGUUUCAGAACAGAGGGAAUGGACAGCUCAUCAUGAAAACCAUCAUAGGCAAAAUCAAUAAAAUGAAGAGUGUCAAAAGGAAGCGCUUGCUCAGUCAAAUCCUUCUCGGUCCCAGGACAGAGGAGCCCCCCAAAGCCGCCCCUGUGGUCAACACUGUGGAAGACCUUGCUGCUUCUUUUGGUGGGAAACUUGGCCCACAGAUCAAUGUGAGCAAAAAGGGCACAAUAUACAUGGGCAAGAGAAGAGGCCGGAAACCUAAAGCAACUCCUAAUUCCAACAGUCCCACUUCUGAGCCUUUCCUGUCCCCGAGCACCAGUCUGUAUCAUCACCAUCAGUCCCAGUCGCACCAUCACUCCUCAGAGGUUUUCCCCUCCCCCUCUCUCUCCCAGUCCAGCGGUGGCCACAGCCCUCACAGCGAUGCCAGCUUUGUGGAGCCUGGUUCAGUGCACUUUGGCAGCCAUUCCCACUACUCUAGCUCCCACCAUGGACACAACUCCUUCUCCUUCCCUCCACCAACUUUCUCUGCCCCAAAUCCACGUAACCCAGGCCUGCUGUCAUCAUCACUGGCCUCGACUUCACAGAAAAAGUCCUCCUGUCGUGGAUAUCACCAUCACCACCAUCAUUACAGGCAGCAUUACCAUUACCACAAGCUCUCCCCUCCCAGGCCCCUUCAUCCCACUUCGCCUGCUCCCCUUAACGAGCUAAAAGAGGCCACGCCGUCACCCGUCAGCGAAUCCCACAGCGAGGAGACGGUGCCCAGUGACAGCGGAAUAGGAACAGACAACAACAGCACUUCUGAUCGGGGAGAGAAAACUGGAAGCAGUUUGGGUGGGCUUGGCCUAGCACCUGGUCUUGGAGGUGGGCUGCUGAUGCCAGGGGUGAUGGGUUCAGCUAUGGGUCCAGGAGUGGGACUCAACUCCAGGGGCAGGCGGAGACAUUCUGCUGUACAUAUGGAGCACCCCUCGCCCUCACCAUCCCCCCAUGGAGCAAGAACCUCGCCCGAUGCCAGAAGACCUCACCCAGCAGCUCCCGCCUCCUCAUUACUGGGGCACAAGGAAAAGCACAAGCACAAAUGUAAGCGCCGUAGUCAUCACGGGUGUCCUGGCUACGACAAACUCCGAAAGCAGAAACGGAAACGCAAGAAGAAGUACCUACAGCUACGCUCCCGACGGCAUGAUCCAGACUUUUUGGCAGAUUUGGAAGAAAUUGUAAUUAGACUAAGUGAGAUACGGAUAGCACAUCGCACCACAGGGUUCAGAUUUGGCUCUGGAUUAGGCCUAGCAGGGCCAAGUCGACUCCCUGGGCUUGGUAGUAGGACCGGUUUAGGAGCGGCUGGCCCACCCCCUCAUCACUACAUUCAUAGAGAUCUUCUACCUACAAUCUUCAGGGUUAAUUUUGGCAGUUAUUACUCCCAUCCGGCGUAUUCCUGCGACCCACUGCACUAUAUUCGUAAACCAGAUAUGAAGAAGAAGCGGGGCAGACCUCCCAAACUCCGAGACUCAAUGUCGGAAGUCCCGUAUGUUCCCGGACUUGGAUUUCCUCUCUCAAGUGGAGGAUUCUAUCACCCUUCCUACGGCAUGCCCUACUCCUCCAGCCCUCUCAGUCUUGGCUACUACAGAGGCUUCCCUCCCGCUAGUCUCUUCUCCCAUCCGCAUCACCAGUCGCCCCAUUCGUCAACGUCCCACCACCACACGCCCACCUUCCCCCCUUCCCCCUCCUCCUACAUGCACCACCCCUCGCAUCUCCUGCUCAACCCGUCGAAAUUUCACAAGAAAAAACACAAGUUGCUAAGGCAGGAAUACUUGGGGAGUGGGAGGUCACCUGUUCUGUUCCCUCCCAUGUCUUCUGAGCUUUCGUUCAACUGGCACCAUAAACAUAAGCAUAGACAUAAACAUAGAGAACGCUGCGCUGAGGAAGACAGAGAGGAAGGAGCUCGAGGGGGAUCUGUGGGUAGGUCUAGUGCGGACAGUGCGUCAUCAGCGAAGGGGAGUAGCAGUUUAGGAAUGGCGGAGUCUUUACAACGGUGCCGCUUUGGUCGUGAUGCACCUAACGGUAACACUAGCAAGCAGGGUACCUCUGGCAACUCCCCAUCUUCAUCCUCUUCAUCAUCUGCGGAUCGGUACAAGCGAAAGGAGGGGUCUAUGUCGUGUUUGGGCCCAUCUAGACUAACUUUGGGAAGCAGUUCCAAGGGACACCACUCCGGAGAGUCCUGGUUCAGAAUGGGUAACAGCUGUGAGGCGGACUACGCAAAGUUAUCAAGAGGUCACUCUGCGUCAAACCAAAAUCCGUUCUCGGAUGCAGGGGCCGAAGAGCAGGUAGGGUGCUCGGACAGUGAAGAUGAUGAGCCGCUGUCACCUUCGGAGGAGCCUGAAAAUGACUCCCCGAACUUGACAAACCUGUUCACCUCGGCCCUAUCCCGCAAUAAUAUGAAGAGCAGUAAGGGCAGGAAGACAGAAGGAGAGAGCACCUUUUCACGCCUGGACCGGGCCAUAAGGAAAGACCGCUCCACUUCAGCAGAGAGGAGAGAGCUAGGGGCAUCAUCACUUCAGGGAAGGGGAGUCCUACCUGAUGAUCCUGAAGGGGCUUUCUCUAGACUUCACCAAACCUCCCUGUUUCACUCGCACGGAUCUGCAUCGUCCCCAGACCUGACCUCCGCCCUGCCCCACCUCCUGUCCCACCGUGACAAGUCCGCUAAGCGCAGCCUGCAUCAUGUCAACAAAAUCCUCCGUGCCAAGAAACUCCAACGGCAGGCGCGGACGGGGAACAACGUGGUCAAGAAGAGGGGCCCUGGACGCCCCAGAAAACACCCGCUUCCCUCCCCUCCACCCUCUCCAUCUCCGCCUCUUGAUCUACUGGAGCUAAAUCAAAACAGACAGAGGGACAGAGUACCAGAGAGGGCAUCAGGAGGAGGCCGAGGAUGGGAAGGGGACUCGGUCAAAAAUGCCAUUGAAUGUGUGGUUCAGGGUCAGCGCAGGAAAAGCCAAAAGAGGAAACACUGGGAUGGAGAGGAGGAUGAAGAGGAGGAAGAAGAGGAGGGAGAGGUGGUGGAGAGUGAGGACCGAAUGGAGAGAGACAAGAGUGUAGCAUCCAAAUCUGGAACGGUGAAAAACUGGUCCACCUCAGAAGAGGUCCAAGAACAUCCAAGCCCAGUGGAAGACAAGCCAGAUGGCCAAGGCUCCCCCGAACGCCCAGGAACUGUCCCAAGAGACCAGACUCCUUCCAUCCCGGUCCCAAGCCAACGCGAGAAGAGACCCGCUAGGCCCCCAAAGAAGAAGUUUCAGAAGGCAGGGCUCUACUCCGAUGUCUACAAAACAGAGGACCCUAAAAGUCAGCUCCUACAACUGAAGAAGGAGAAGUUGGAGUACAUACCUGGUGAACACGAGUAUGGCCUGUUCCCUGCCCCUAUACACGUCGGGAAGUAUUUGAGACAGAAGCGCAUUGAUUUCCAGUUGCCUUAUGACAUCUUAUGGCUGUGGAAACACGAUCAGCUUCACAAGAGGCCCGAUGUCCCUCUUUACAAAAAGCUCAGAUCAAAUGUUUAUGUGGACGUGAAGCCUCUUUCUGGUUAUGAAACAACAACAUGUAACUGCAGAGCCCCCGAGGAGGCGAAGGAAAAGGGUUGCCUAGACGACUGCCUAAACAGGAUGAGUUUUGCUGAGUGCUCCCCCAGCACCUGUCCCUGUGGUGACCAGUGUGAUAACCAGCACAUCCAGAGGCAUGAGUGGGUCCAGUGUUUGGAGCGCUUCAGGGCGGAGGGAAAAGGCUGGGGCAUCCGUACCAAAGAGUCCCUUCGCUCGGGGCAGUUCAUCAUCGAGUACCUGGGGGAGGUGGUCAGCGAACACGAAUUCAGGAGCCGUAUGAUGGAGCAGUACUUCUCGCACAGCGGUCACUACUGUCUGAACCUGGACAGUGGGAUGGUCAUCGACAGCUACCGAAUGGGCAACGAGGCGCGCUUCAUCAACCACAGCUGUGAACCCAACUGUGAGAUGCAGAAAUGGUCUGUGAAUGGUGUGUACCGGAUUGGUCUCUUCGCCCUCAAAGACAUCAGCAGUGGUACAGAGCUCACUUACGACUACAACUUCCAUUCAUUCAACACAGAGGAACAGCAAGUAUGUAAGUGUGGUUCUGAAAGCUGCCGGGGCAUCAUUGGAGGAAAGAGCCAGAGAAUCAAUGGACUCCCAGGAAAAACAAGUGGAGCGAGACGGCUGGGACGACUAAAGGAGAAACGGAAAUCCAAACAUCAGCUCAAAAAAAGGGAAGAAGAGUCCAGUGACAGCAGCAAAUGUUACCCUCACCUCAUGAAGCCCAUGUCCAACAGAGAGAGAAACUUUGUGCUGAAGCAUCGAGUUUUCCUCCUGAGAAACUGGGAGAAGAUGAGAGAGAAGCAAGAGCUGUUGAAGCGCGAGGGCGAGCGGGAGCGGGACCCCAGCAGCCUGUCCAUGUACGCACGCUGGGGCAGUGUCAUUCGUGACGACGGCAACAUCAAGUCAGACGUGUUCCUGACCCAGUUUUCAGCGCUGCAGACGUCUCGGUCGGUUCGGACACGAAGACUUGCGGCGGCUGAGGAGAACACAGAGGUCACACGCACCGCCCGUCUCGCUCACAUCUUUAAGGAGAUCUGUGACAUGAUCACCAGCUACAAGGAUUCUUCUGGCCAGACACUCGCCGCUCCACUGGUGAACCUCCCGUCUCGAAAAAGGAACAGUCAGUACUAUGAAAAGGUGUCUGACCCUUUGGACCUGAGCACCAUUGAGAAGCAGAUCCUCACGGGGCAUUACAAAACAGUGGAGGCCUUUGACGCGGACAUGCUUAAAGUGUUCCGCAAUGCCGAGAAAUACUACGGCAGGAAGUCGUCAGUUGCGCGUGACGUGUACCGACUGCGUAAAGCAUAUUUCAGCGCUCGAAAUGAGGCAGCAGUUCAGAUCGAUGAGAUCGUAGGCGAGACGGUGAGCGAGGCGGACAGCUCUGACUCUCUGGAGCGAGAACACAACCCCGAGGCCCACGAGAAAGACGAUGACGUGAUCCGCUGCAUCUGUGGCAUGUACAAGGAUGAGGGCCUGAUGAUCCAGUGUGAAAAGUGCAUGGUCUGGCAGCAUUUCGACUGCAUGCGUCUGGAGACUGAGGUUGAACACUACUUGUGUGAGCAGUGUGACCCUCGGCCUGUGGACAAUGAGGUUCCCAUGAUUCCACAGCCCAGUUACGCUCAGGCCGGCUCAAUCUACUACAUCUGCCUCCUCAGGGACGAGCUGCUGCUACACCAAGGGGACUGUGUGUACCUGAUGCGGGACAGCAGGAGGAGUCCUGAAGGCCAGCCUGUCCGACAGUCGUAUCGGCAGCUCACCCACGUCAACCGGGACAAACUUGACAUCUUCAGGAUCGAGAAGCUCUGGAAGAACGAAAAGGGGGAGCGCUUUGCCUUUGGUCAUCAUUACUUCCGUCCACAUGAGACGCACCAUUCUCCAUCACGGCGCUUUUAUCAGAACGAGUUGUUCCGGAUGCCUCUGUAUGAGAUCAUCCCCCUGGAGGCUGUGGUAGGACCCUGCUGUGUCCUGGACCUCUACACCUACUGCAAAGGACGACCCAAAGGAGUGAAGGAGCAGGACGUGUACAUCUGUGAUUACCGCUUGGACAAAUCUGCUCAUCUGUUUUACAAGAUUCACAGCAACCGUUACCCAGUUUGCACCAAGCCAUACGCCUUCAACCACUUCCCCAAGCGACUCACGCCCAAGAGAGACUUCUCGCCACACUAUGUUCCCGACAACUACAAGAGGAACGGGGGCAGAUCCGCCUGGAAGAGUGAGCGUCCAAAAGGCGAGGGAUGUGAGGACGACGCUUCCUCUUCGUGCGAGCGGGAAUUCCUGAACGAGGACAGCAGAGGCGCGGAGGACCUGGAUAUAGACACGCCCCCUCCGGACCACGCCCCUCCGCUCCUGUCUGCCAGCAAACCGCGGAAACAGAAGAAGAGCGACCACACUGGCGAGGAGGAAGUGGAAGGGGCGGACCUUGAGAAGAGGCGGGACACGGAGGAGAGUUUGGCGGGACGUUUGGGCGAAAUGUUGGAACUGCCGUUGUCGUCCACGUCCUCGCCGUUGCCCCAUCCCGCUCUGGGACGCCGGGAGGCACAGAGGGAGAGACUCAAUAAGAUUUUGCUAGAUCUGCUUCACAGGACACCAAACAAAAGCGGCGAGGGGGCCAGGCAAGGUCGACCCGCUGACGAAUGAGGGUCUAUGAAUCAUUGUUACGUCAAAAGGCAGGGAAAGAUGUUUUGAUUGUUUCUUUUUUUAAGUCUUUUGUUUUCUGAUCUCUCCAUGCUUUGUUUGAACUGUGUCAUUUACAGUCCUGCUGCUAAGGCUUCUAAUAAGUAUACAUACAUAGACAGCUGUAUUUUAUUCUUUAGGCAUUUUUACUAGAAACAAUAUUACCCAAACUUUUACUGAACCUAUGCAGUACAUUUUAACACUUAACUCUUUCACCUUUUAGCACAACCUAAAACACAUAUAUGUAUGGCUAGCGCAGCUGCUAAGUUUAUUGAUAAAAAUGGCAAGAUGGGAGAAGAUUGUCUAGUUAUUAAUGGUAGAUUUGUAAAGAGGUCUUACGGUUGCCCGCUUUUGAGUUUACCAUGGGCACUUGGACUAGGGGGGCUUGGGGGCAGAAGAUAAUUUGCUACCUACCUACACUUUUUGAGCAAAGGGCAGCAAAUGUAGUGGAGAGACUUGUUAGCUGACUAACCAUUAGCAACCACAAUGUGUCACUGGGGACCUCUUCUGAGCUUACCUCUUACGCCGCCAUCUUGACUCUAAAAGGGUGUGGAAAUGCUGACUUCAUGGCAAUUGCUGACAAAGCUGACCAAGACUUAUUGCUUAUUUAUGAUGCAAAACUGUAUAACGACCAUAGGAAACAUAACCCAUGCACUUACAUCCUGUUUUGGACAUCACAAACUUGGGUUGGAUAGAAAUUAUUACCGAGUAAAAGAAUGGGGUGGGGGAGGUUGUCUCUGUUAAUGAGAAGGCUAGAGAAUAACUCCCCCUUGUGGGAUUUUGCUGCAAUGACCACAUGUGAUAAAGGGUGGGGGCCAGGAGGACAGGCAUAGGACAAAUGCAAGUGGAGGCGUUAAGGCGCUGCUCACACGUGGAAUUAACAGGAAGUUGGAGAACUGCACUUUUGGUACAGAGGAAGUUGAGGAGCUCUGUGUAAUGUAUCUAUAAUGGAACACACUAACUCUCAGUAUUGGAUGAUGCAGUCUGAAAACAAGUUAAAGUCUAUUAUCUUUUUCUCUUUUACUGUAACUCAUUGGGGAUCUGAAACUGGGGUGGGUUUGUUUAGUAAAGAAGGGAGGGACCUUUUGAAGCUUUUUGCGCUUUUUGUCAAAGUGUCUUGUUUAGGUUUAAUUUUGUAAAACCUUUAAGGCCGUGAGUCCGCCUCUGCUUCAGUAACACUUUCACCAGCUCAAAUAAAGCAGGGGACCUCGACUACGCCUUAGCGCCCAGCCCACUGCCUUCUGUGAGUGCGCACACUGACUGUGCUUCUUUAUUCAAACUAUACCUUUUUAAAAAAAGAAAAAAAUUAAGGGCUCGAUGGCAAUUAACAGUUUUAAGAAAAUUAUGAGAACAAUAGUUAACAUGAAAUGUAUCGUGAUGGUCAUAUUUUCUUAUACUCUGAUAGGGAGGGGAUAUACUGUAUAUUGGGAGGGGGGGUGGAUUUUCCUUCUUUGUCUUUGAACUAUGUCCUGGUUGCCAUGGAGAAUGUUUUAAAUUGUGAUAUUUGAUGAGAUUUCAUCGUUCCCCAAAAUGCCUCUUCUAAAAGGGACGUCCUGAGAGUCCCAUUAAACUGACAGAAGGAGACAGACCGAAACAGGAAGCUGUACAGUGCCAAUGUUUGUAAAUAACACUUUACAUUGUGUCUCCAAAAGCAAUAUCUCCAAAUGGAUUUGUUUAUUAUUGUACUGUACAGGCCCUAAAUGUAUUAUGACUAUUAUAAUAAUGAUAAUAUUAUUUCUUCCGUUUGUAUUACUCUCAUGAAGACACUUAAGCUCGGAGGAAAUUACUUUUUUAAUGUCCUUAAAUCUCUUACUGUCGUUAAGACACAAACUGAAGCUUUUGUUGCCUAUAAAUGAAAUUUCUCUAUGUAGUGCAUGAUCGAAUGUCUGGCAGAAGGCAUUGGACAGUGGCUCCACAAAGACACCUUUGUCACUGAAUAUUGUUAAUAAUAUAACUUUAAGGAGAAAUUUACUCCUUGUUUUUGCUGCAAAGUGUUGAACACUAAAAAAACAAACAACAUAAAAAUGUUAUAAUAUUUUUGAACGCUGACAGAAACAAAAGUGAAGCUGUCAGCCUGAUAUCAUGUUUAUUUGUUUUUCUUUCAAAUAGGAAACGGUUUUGUGAUAGCAGUCAUUGUAUAAUGCUUGUACUUGUAUUUGUGCGUUUUGUGUGAUUUGUUUAGUUAUUUUUAGACAAUCACAAAAUAAGAUGCAAGCAUUGUAAAUGGCAGACUGGCAGAUUUUGUGAUGUGUACAGUUUGUCAGAAUCUUCUUCCACUCGUUUGUAAUUAUGAUUCUUAAGUCAUGCAAAUGCUGUUGGUUUUUACUUUUUGUUUUAUAUUUGUUUUUGUUUGUUUGUUUUUUAAUAAAAGCACUACAUAAUUGUGA